Messenger RNA from Drosophila bipectinata, 2438 nucleotides. It is a transcript of the gene Dtg, whose product is annotated as Dpp target gene. The record is from RefSeq and is a predicted model, not a curated record. Lineage: Eukaryota; Metazoa; Arthropoda; Insecta; Diptera; Drosophilidae.
GACGACGAGGCAGCACAAAAUUCCAGAGCGCACGCGUUCUCAACUUUAGUUCUUUGCGAGUAUCCGAGACGUUCGGUCGUAAUUCGUAUCUGAAUUUGUAUCUGUGCGUGCUGUCCAGAAGUUGGACCUGGAAUCGAAGUUUUUUGUGGCAGAAGUGGUAGAAGCGGCAGAAGUGGCAGAACAGCGGCAACAGCUGAAAGUCAAGAACAAGCUGCAGCUGUAUCUUUGCAUCUGUACGAACCAGUAUCUUUGUAUCUGUGAACGCAUCGCGUGUAUCUGUGGGAUAGUGUGUGUUGUUGAAUUCGGGCCCGUCAAACUGGGAGCGACAACCUAAUCAAUCAGUCACUCAAUAUGGCCAUUUCUAAGAGCCAUCGCCAAGGCAGCUGCUCCUCCAGCACCUCCAGCGUCAGCAUCAUCUCCAGCUUUAGGUCCAGGAACAGGCAACUGGCCAACCCUCGGGCCUGGGAUCUGGCUAUGGGAUCUCUGCUCUUCGUGACCAUACUAGCUUCGUGCUGCGCGGCUCCAUCGAUUAUUUCAGUCGAGUCCACCCCAUUUCCCACGGAAAUCAAAGAAGCUACCACGAUACUACCAUUGCAACAGGAAGAGUUCUCAUCUCCAGCUGCCCCAACGAAACAAAAUGAUACUGUUGUGACCUACCUAGUGGAUCCUGCCAAAAUUGAGGAGUCUGAUCAUGCCGAUUCCACCCAAUUGGGUGUAGCUGAAACAUCGGACAAGUUUGUGUCUGUUUAUGGAGCCACUUUGGAACAGGAUAUCAAAAACGAUGUCAAGAGCGAGGUGGAGGACGAAGCUGAAUCGCCAGUGGAUACACUAAGUGAGGAUAUUAAGGCUGAUGCUGCAGAGGUGGAAAACCAUCAGCAGGAAAAAGAUGUUGAUGUACAAAAUUCUCGGGAACCUAAAGCCCUGGAAGCCGAAGAAGAAAAUGCAGAUCAGCCUCAACCAGAAGAGGACUCGUAUCCGGAUACAGUGACCGACAAUAUAGCCGUUUCCAGUGAGGUGGUGGAAAGCAGGGUUAGACCUUUGCCGAAUAUUACCAGCGACCUGGUUUCGGUUAUCCUGAAUGAAGACAAGGCCAUUACCGAGCAGCCAAUCACCAACACCAAUUUGCUAGCCCUGGAGCAGGAACACGAGAACUUUGAGAGCGAACACACCACUCCCGAGCCCAUUUAUGAGGAGCCCAAACACCAGGUCACCAAGAAGCAAGGAGUGGAGGAUGUGCCUCCUGAGCUAGCCCCUGAGGUUGAGGAAGAGCUGAAAGGUGAAGUCCAGCGAGAGGAACGACAAUUUGAACAACCUGACUUGAAACUCAAUGAAAUUGAUGAGGAGGGGGCACUCGAAAAAUCAUCCACAACAGUAAAGCCUUUGGUCCAUGUAGAGCUCGCCAAAUCGGAGGACGAAGUCCAGGAGAUUGAGAAAAAGACAGAGGAGGCAGCCAAGGCAGAGAUUGAGGAUCAGGUGGUCGCUCAAACCCAUUUGGAGGAGACUGUUGUAGAGCCUGCUGAGACAGAGGUUACAAACACAGCGGAGGAAGUCCCUGAAACCACAGAGGAGAGUGUCGCUGAAGAGGCAAAGGUCGAAACUACAACUGCAGAAGCUCAUCCCCAUUCUGAAAUCAAAGAAAUCGAACCACAACAAACCGCUGUUGAAACAUCAACAGAGACGUAUCCUGAACCAGAAGUCCAAACACAAGAACCUGCUGUUGAAGCACCCACAGAAGUCCAUUUCGAGCCCGAACGAGAGGAAACUAAAGAGGUCCCAGAGGAUUCUCCAAAACCAGAUGGGGAAUCCAAAUCCGUUGAAGAGAAGGAGGACGAAAGUGCCGAAUCUGAGGUCAAACCAACAGUUCAUCCAGAUUCCGAAAAAGAGGACUCCUCUUCUUCUGAGGAAGAGGAAAAGGAUGAGACCAAAACUUCUUCGGAUGACAGCACUGCCACUCCCCUCGUCUCCUAUCCACCCCACGAUGCAGGCAGGACCUUCGACAGCAACACAGCGGACGAGCACUCCGCCCAGCUGUCGAAUCCUUCGAACUAUCGCUCCACCCUUAUCAUAGCCCUGUGCUCCGGCACUGCCGUGAUCUUCAUUGUGGCCUCGUUGGUAAUCUUCGUGGUUUCCUUCCAGCGGCAGCACGGCACCUUGGACAUUGAGAUGCAGGAGCAGCGCUUGGGCAAGGAUGUCCAGGACGACGAGGACGCCCAAAUGAAGCUGCUUGACGUGGAUCUCACCAAGCCUGUCAUUGUGGCCUCGGGGAACGAGGAGACUGAUGAGUGCCUCUAGAUCGCUUAUCUCACCCAGCACCCUGAUCCUCUCCAGGUGCCCUGUAAAUAUUUUUUAACUCUGAGAUUGCGACGAAGACUUCAGCUGAUUGUUUUUUAUUUCGGUUUCCAAAAUUGUUGACUGAAAAAAUCUGCAUCAAAUCGAAA